UUUCUUUCUUCUCAGGCUGCUUGUUCUGUGUUCUUCUUCGGACACAGAUCACGACCUUUAUCUCCUUUUUGUUUUCUUCUUUCUCAUUUAUUUUCCAUGUAAAUUUCUCCCAAACCCUGUUUGGCUACCGAGAAAACUCUUUUUUUCUUUUCUCAAAGAAAAAAGAAAGAAAGAAAUUCACAACUAAAUUGUUGUUUUUUGUGCAUGAUCCUUGUGGGGCCGAAUCGAUUAAAGAGUUAAUUGUGUACCUAAAGUCCCGACACAGCUUCGAGGGGAUUUAAUUUAUGAGCACGAUAUCCCGUUAUUCGAUACAGGGUUUUAUUGUGAUUUGUGAUCCUCCUGCUCCGUCUUUCUGUGAUUGGGAUAGGAAUUGAAUGAAUGGAUCCUAUUGUAAAAUGCACAAUUUUGUUAAUUAUUCUUGGAUUAGUGGGGAAUGCCUUCUCCAUAAAUGAUUAUGAGCAUUGCGAAAAUGUGGUUAAAAAAUGGGCAACUACUUCGCAACAUGAACGCAACGAGGAUAAACACACGUUGAAGGAUUUACUCUUCUUCCUUCAUGUUCCUCGAACCGGUGGGCGAACCUAUUUCCACUGUUUCUUAAAGAAGUUAUAUUUGAGUUCUCUAGAAUGCCCUCGUUCUUAUGACAAGCUACGGUUUGAUCCUAGCAAGGAAAAAUGCAGGUUAUUGGUUACUCAUGAUGACUAUAGCAUAACCUCUAAACUUCCCAGGGACAGGACGUCAGUGGUGACAAUACUUAGGAAUCCAAUUGAUCGUGUCUUUAGCACUUACGAAUUUUCAGUGGAGGUGGCGGCUAGGUUUCUAGUGCAUCCCAACUUAACAUCUGCCAAACUAAUGACUGGUCGUCUACGAUCCAAAAGUAAAGGUGUAAGUACUCUGGAUAUAUGGCCUUGGAAGUAUCUGGUUCCAUGGAUGAGAGAAGACCUGUUUGCACGGAGAGAUGCUAGGAAAGCUAGGGGCACUACUGAAGUUUCGAGCAAUGAUCCAUACAACACGGAAGACGUUGCAAUGCCAUUACUCAAUUACAUCAAUGAUCCAUUAGCUCAUGAAAUUGUCCAUAAUGGAGCAACCUUUCAGAUUGCAGGAUUGACAAACAACUCUUAUUUACCUGAAUCACAUGAGGUGCGCCAUUGUGUAGACAAGUACCAUAAUCUUGGUGACUAUGUGCUUCAAGUUGCAAAGAAGAGGUUGGACAAUAUGUUAUAUGUUGGUCUAACUGAGGACCAUAGGGAAUCUGCAACAAUGUUUGCCAAUGUGGUUGGACAACAAGUGAUUUCUCAGUUGGCAAACUACAAACCUAUUGGUGAGGGAGCCACUGUUAACAGAUCAGAACCGAGAAGUUCAUUAUCUGAUUCAGAACUGGAUCAGAAUACCAAUUCAGACGAGAAGGGGAAUGAAGCCACACCAUCAUCAGAUGACAAUGACAUAAAGCAAGAGAGUAUGACUGUGGGAAAACUUAUGGACACAUAUGAGGUUUGCAUUUCCAGUUUGCGAAAGACCCAAGCACGUCGGCGUAUAGCUUCUUUGAAGAGAAUCUCACCAGAAAAUUUCACAAAGGAGGCACGUCUUCAAGUUCCUCAGAUGGUCCUUCAGCAGAUACAAUCACUUAACAAGCUUGAUUUAGAGCUCUAUGAGUAUGCUCGACGCAUCUUUGCAAAGCAGCACAAGCAAGCAGCAGAGAGUUUGUUUGAUACGGAAACACUUGGAAGCAUCUUCUUUUAUUCAGGUGGCAUGAAGCUUUGGGAUGCCUGUUUGUGGACAAUGCCAUUUGUAUUGCUGUUUAUCUUCUGUUUUAAUGCAAAGAGAACUUUGAAAGUAAAGAUAUGAAUGUUAUUGACUAUUGGUUACAAGGAUCAUAAAUAAAGGAAAAUAGUUGUAUAAAAUGGAUGAAAGAAUAGAAGAUUAGCUUAUAUUAGUCAUCAUUUUGGAGUGCUUAAACGUUGGCUACAAGGGUUUUGGUAGAGAUUUUAUUAGGAUGUUAUAUAAAAGAAGAGGAAGCUUUAUGAUUUGUUUUCGCAUCACACAAUGACAAUCUCAUGCAGUUGUGUAGUUCCUUUCA
Messenger RNA from Hibiscus syriacus, 2074 nucleotides. RefSeq names its product protein-tyrosine sulfotransferase-like. Gene Ontology annotation, cellular component: membrane. Lineage: Eukaryota; Viridiplantae; Streptophyta; Magnoliopsida; Malvales; Malvaceae. The record is from RefSeq and is a predicted model, not a curated record. Gene Ontology annotation, molecular function: heparan sulfate 6-sulfotransferase activity.